Messenger RNA from Pyrenophora tritici-repentis Pt-1C-BFP, 1056 nucleotides. RefSeq lists its product as uncharacterized. NCBI's taxonomy places the organism in Eukaryota, Fungi, Ascomycota, Dothideomycetes, Pleosporales, Pleosporaceae. The record is from RefSeq and is a predicted model, not a curated record.
AUGGAUAACGCUAGGGAGCAUAUCCAUUCCGUACGCGCAAAAAUGUCGUCGUUCCGGUUCAUAGCAAGUACCAUUUCUUCACAGUCUAGCACGGCGGGGUCCUGGCCAGCAACGUCAAGUGUGGACAUUGGCCACUCUUCUUACCGUCGCUUCAAAACACCCAAAAACCCGCUGGUCACACGAAAGAACGGCAUAGGCUCCAAGGCGUCGGUGCUAAAGGCGAUCUUGUCUAAACACCGUGUGCCUGUGGAGAAGACGGUUCAUGAUCAGCAAACGGGCUUCAACACACACGUCGCCUUACAGGCCAAUGUUGCCAUGCUAGAUUUCGCCAAAAAGCUUCCGCUAGAGGAGCUGCGUAUGAUCGGCUAUCAGCCCACUGUACCGACGUCUGUCAAGCGGGGUAACACAGCGGUGUCGGAAGAGCGGACGACAGAUUCGAAGACUCUACACUUUGGUCCGAACAGCGACUCUACAUGGUCAUUUGCAUGCAGUUCAGCACGCCGGAUCGAACGCGGCCAUACAGCACCGGAUGAGGAUGACGACACGUUGUCGUUUGAGAGCUUGCUGGAUUGGGUCGUAGGCCCCGACAGGGACAAAGUCGAUACUGAUGCAACUCGCGAACCGAACACGAACGACACAUGGAAUGCACCUAGAGUACUUGAAGAUGCGCGCGACGCUGGUAUCGGCACUGCUGGCCGUUCCACACGGAAUUUGUCUUUGAGUCAUCGAUCGGUUGAUUCGUGCGAUCUCUUUCUUCAGUCAAUUAGCUUCCCGAUUCACGAGACGAGCUUUUCGAUGAUGAGCGACGAGGAGUUUGAGGCACUUCCGGACUGGUCCGACGUAGAGGAAGAAGACGAGUACAACGUGUACUUGGAGCGAUAUCACCAUUGGUCGAACACGAACAGUGCGUAUUCAUCCAGACUAUCGAUGGAGGCAGACUUUGUCUUUCCCACGAUAUCCGUCCCCCCAGGCUUCUCAGCGGCUGUCUUGAUGAAUACCGGCGGCAAUGGUUGUGGAGGAAAUGACAAUGGCAUCGGCCAGGCAACAGCAGGAUGA